Messenger RNA from Sus scrofa (pig), 1498 nucleotides. It is a transcript of the gene DHRS11, whose product is annotated as dehydrogenase/reductase 11. The record is from RefSeq and is marked validated. NCBI's taxonomy places the organism in Eukaryota, Metazoa, Chordata, Mammalia, Artiodactyla, Suidae. Gene Ontology annotation, molecular function: oxidoreductase activity.
GGCUGGCGGCGGGUUCCGCGUUGGUGACCAGAGAGCGGCCGGGCCCCAGUGACGUGGGGCGGAGCUCCGCGAUCCAAGUGCCCAGCUCCCCGAGCGAGGUGGGAGGGCGGCUCGGGACCCUGACCUGGGCUGGCAUGGAGCGGUGGCGUGGCCGACUGGCACUGGUGACAGGAGCCUCGGGGGGCAUCGGCGCGGCCGUGGCCCGGGCCCUGGUCCAGCACGGACUGAAGGUGGUGGGUUGUGCCCGCACCGUGGGCAACAUCGAGGAGCUGGCCGCCGAGUGUAAGAGUGCAGGCUACCCCGGGACUUUGAUCCCCUACAAAUGUGACCUGUCCAAUGAGGAGGACAUCCUCUCCAUGUUCUCGGCCAUCCGCUCUCAACACAGCGGUGUAGACAUCUGCAUCAACAACGCGGGCUUGGCCCGGCCCGACAGCCUGCUCUCAGGCAGCACCAGCGGUUGGAAGGACAUGUUCAAUGUGAACGUGCUGGCCCUCAGCAUCUGCACCCGGGAAGCCUACCAGUCCAUGAGGGAGCGCAAGGUGGAUGAUGGGCACAUCAUUAACAUCAACAGCAUGUCUGGCCACCGAGUGGUACCCCAGUCCGUGGCCCAUUUCUAUAGUGCUACCAAGUAUGCCGUCACUGCGCUGACAGAGGGCCUGAGGCAAGAGCUUCGGGAGGCCCAGACCCACAUCCGAGCCACGUGCAUCUCUCCAGGAGUCGUGGAGACACAGUUCGCCUUCAAACUCCAUGACAAGAACCCUGAGAAGGCAGCUGCCGCCUAUGAACAAAUGAAGUGUCUCAAAGCUGAGGAUGUGGCCGAGGCUGUCAUCUAUGUCCUCAGCACCCCACCACACGUCCAGAUCGGGGACAUCCAGAUGAGGCCCACGGAGCAGGUGACCUAGUCUCCCGAGAGGAGCUCUUCCUGCCCUCACCGCCCCUCACGGCUCGGCACUCGCCUCUGGGUUUUAGGUGUUGAUUUCGGGACUCUUGGAUUCUAUGUCCUUUCCCCACCCCCACCAGGGGCUAGAAAACUUGCUUGAGGUUUUUAUAUAAUCUUGUCAAAUGGGCUGGGGAAGGGAGGUGGUGUCCCUGAUUGUUUGACCUGCUGACUUAUUCUUGGUCCCCUUCUUGGGCUCCUUGGUCUUUGCUGUCUCUGGUUUCUCCCCUUGGAUUGAAGCAAGGGAUGGAUCCCCAAGUGGGGCUUUUCUCUGUCGCCUUGACCCCAUCCCCUGGCCCUCGGGGAUGAGCUGGCAGAGGGAAGCCCUCGCCUUCCAUCCGAAUGGUAAUCGGGGCUCCCGGGUUCCUCCUCUCCCUGUCCCACUGCCCCCACCACUGCUUCUCUCCCCACCCCCCACCCCCCAGUUCUCCAGCCCAAUUUUGGCUUCUCAGUCCCUGGUGGGGUCCUCUCUCCACUCGGACUUUGGCAGCGGAAUACCAGGGCCUGCCUCCUGAGUGGGUUUCACUGUGAUCAUUAAAAAAGAAAAAUCGCAACAAGCUA